AUUGUUGAAAAUGGUAUCAGCCAUACUUCGUGGAAAUGACGAGAACAAAUAUCGUUUAGAAUAGAUCACCUCAUUAACUCAACUGUAUCACCCAAAUCUUGUAACUGCUUUGUGCUAAAUUUAAAUUGUGAUUUAAUAUAAACGAUAUUAUUUUGAUCCGGCUUAUUUCAAGGUAAAGUACAUGAAGCAGAUUUAAAAGAACAUCCAAUAAAGCAAGCGUUUCCUAGACUUAGACUAUCAUCACUAUUCUAACAUAUUUUUAGAAUCAAUGAAUUGAAUUGUCAAUAUUGAAUAUCAUUCAAUGAAUUAUUACUCAUUCCUUCAGACGCUGUCAAGAGUGAAGUAAGUCUCACUCUGAGUCACUUGUGUCACCAUCAGUCCCUGGUAUAGCCCUACGCCUACUAAACUUUGUCAGAUAGGUUAUUCAGUAUGCCCUUCUAAAAUGUUAAAAUUUUUAUUAAGUGAAAAAAUUCAAAAUAAUUUUUUUGAUAUUACAGUUAUUUAGAACAAAUUCCAAAUUUUAAAAAAAUGAAACCAGAAUCAAGUUUUUUAGCAUAGUACUUUUUGAGCUACGAAUUUUUAAAGUGUGAGUUCGUUUGGUAUUUUUUACUAUCCCCUAUGGACGAAACCUCCACAUCUUGUGACCUCAUUCCGCUGAUCGCGUCGUGCGCAAUGGCUAUAUAGUUUAUAUAAGGCAACGCACCCCCCUUAUCACUAAAAUACUGAUUAGGGUCGACGUAAUUUAAACUUUCACCUUUGGCACAUGAAUAAUUAAUUAAAGCUUUCCCUGACAAAUGAAUAGUUUUUGCACACGGCAAACUCUUAUGAAUGAAACUCUGAGAUAGUACUACGAUAUAGCCAUUAUGGAAGUGGCUGUGAAUGGUUGCCAAUGACAAUGUGUUGCACACAGAAAAUUCUGAUCAUUUAUAAUAUGGACUCUAUACUAUAGGGUUUUUAAAGCUCAAAUUAAAACAUUCCAGAUUAAAUGUCUACAAAAUGCAUUCUGAAACACGUUAGGGGUCAUCCAUAAAAGACGUCCACACAAAAGGGGGGAGGGGGGGGUUCAGCAAAAAGUGGACUAAAGUGGACAAAGGGGGGGAGGGGGUAUAGGACAAAGUGGAUGUCCACAUUGUAGUGUUUUUUUGAGUGCAGCAGUUUUGCAUAAAUUUACUGCAAAUUUACUGCCCAAUCACAGUUACAGUAGCAUGCCUUUUGAUCUCUAUUGUCCAUCGGUGGCUGGGAGAAUUUCCAAGAGAAUGUUUCUGCUGUAAAUAUUUCCCAUCACAGGCGGCAACGAAAAAACAUAAGGUCGUCCAUUGCAAUAUUCCUGCUAGUGAACAUAAUAUGGCAGACGAAUCAGACGAAGAGACUGCCACUCAAAUUGAAUUAGCAAUUGAAGACUCAAGAACAGAUGUUAUCAUUAUACAAAACAUGUUUGAAUGGCUGCAGUCCGAAUUUUCCGUUGAUUGAAGAAUGGUGGAUUAUUUGUUUAUUACAUUUUUUAAUACAGGGAUUUAAUAAAAUGUUUUUGAACAGUUAUUAUUUCAUUUAGAAUUUUGCCUGCAAAUAAUUGGAAUUUCUAAAAAAAAAAUCUUUGUAAUACUUACUCUUUAUAUUGUUGUACAUUUUCCCAAAAUAUUCAUUAAUUUAAGUUCGGUAAAUUUUAUGUUUUGGACGUCCACAACUAGAGGGGGGGGGGCGGGUGGUCAAGUCAAAAGUGGACAAAGGGGAAGGGGGGGUGUAAAUAUAUAUUUAUAUGUAUAUAUAUAUAUAUAUAUAUAUAUAUAUAUAUAUUUGUUUAACUGGAUUAUCAUCUAAAAAUAAAUUUUCAAAAAUGCGUUCAAAUAUCUGUUGUAAGGGGGAGGGGGGGUCAAAAAUAGCAAAAAAUUGGUGGACGUCUGUUAUGGAUGGCCCCUUAUCAAAUAUUUUGAUGUAAAUAGUGGUAAUAAUUAAAUAUUUCCUAAGUAUCUGCAACUUCCUUCUUUAAAAAGGGUGUGGGCCAAGCCAUGUCGAAAUUAGGCUGAGUGACCUUAUGAUAAUAUGGGUCACUGGGACAAGUGUAACAAACGUCGGACACGACCUACAUCAAUGAAAAUUGGCACACGUAUACUUCAAUAUCUAAUGCUUUUCUCGAUUUAAUAUGAAAGACAUGUUCUUUUUAUUUCACACAAAAUUUUGUAUGCGAAGAUCCCUUAUAUAUUUUCAAAUAGAGGUCGAUUGAAAAAACAAAAGUAGCUGGAUGGAAAUGUAGGACAAGAUGUCUUCCAAAGUGAAAAAGCGGAACACAUUUAUAUGUAAAAAGGACUCAUUUAUUAAUGAAUUGACUCUCACAUUAAAAAAUUAAAAUGUCGAAUUUUACUGCCCAUUUCCAAUACAAAUUUUAAAGUAGUCUUCCUUGCUUUACCGCAGUAUCUAGUUAAAAUUAAAAUAUCAAUAAACUCAUACUCAUUUUAUUUGCAGAGAGAAUUAAAAUUAUCUGGGUUGACUUAAAUGACGUAAUCAAUUAUUAAUUAUUGGACUUAGUCCAAUUUAUAACAUUAUUAAACAAUAAUCAUUCACUGUCAAAAACAAUGGCAGAAAAAAGAAUAUUAGGUAAAUGUACGCACAAUGUUUCUCCCUGAUCUACAUGUUUUUUUCACUACUUUUUUUCACUGCUGUCAUCCGUGUUGCCAUGGUCAUGGCACCAGAUGGGUAAAUGUGCGGUUAGUGGCAUAGUUGUUGCCAAUAUUUGUCAAACCCUAAACACAGUGACGUCACUUUGGGGAAUCUCAAGACAAAACAAACAGUUGGACCUGAACGAUGAGAAUGAAAACUUUUCCGUUCUUAACUAAGCAUUAUUCUUGUCAAAAACAUAAUCUGACAAUUGAUACAGGUGAUAUAAAAUAAAUUAAUGUGAAAUUUUCCAUUCAGUUUUAAUUAAAAUUCAACUUUCAAGUUUCAAAAAAAAUAAAAAGAGAAACUAAUCCUUGCUGAUGCCCCAAGAUGAACACCAGUAAAAAGACAUGCACAUGGUUAAGGUGCUGUUUUUUUUAUUGUUUGAAAACAAAGUACCCGUAUGCUAUUCAUUUAUAUAAUGUAACAAUUUAACAGGACAUUUCAACAUCAUUUUCUGGGGAGGGGAGACCCCACAAGACAAAAACUUUGAAAAAUGAGUGUACAAAAUAUAAUCCAAUAAAAAAUACAGAGCUAAAUUUCAAAAUCUUGAACUGGGGAACCUCCAUAGCCUAUAUACCUAUGAAGACAUGAACGCUAACUGCAUUUUAGCCCCAAACAUGUCAUAGCAAUAAAGAGGGAUCCCAUUGAAACAAAAUAGUGCAAAAACAUGCCUGCGUCUACAAAAAUGGGGAGGGUAAAGGGAGUGUGUGGAAAAAAACAUGCCUGCGUCUACAAAAAUGGGGAGGGUAAAGGGAGUGUGUGGGAAAAAAACAUGCCUGCGUUUACAAAAAUGGGGAUGAGAUAGGGAGAGUGAGUUGUUUUAGCUACUUACCAAAAAAAAUGAUAAUAAACAAAUUAUGAGAGUGUUUAGUUAUUUUUAACUAAAAAAGGUGUUAAAAAAAUACAUUUAAAAAAAAUUUGUGUUGCAUACAAAUGGGAAUAUAAAAGAACAUUAAGUAAUGAAGAUACAACUCAUCGGACUGCUUAAUUGGCUUUAACUAGACAGAGCCAAUAAUCAAAAUAUUGCUUAAGUUAAACAAUUACAUAGUGAAUAGUUUUCAUGUGAGAACCACUCAUUUUAGUAACUGAUUUAGUGCAGCAGCAAAUUUGAAUUUUGUAUCUUAAAAAUUAUUGGUUAAGAAUUAAACUCACAAAAGCAGUAUUUUAACAAUAUGUCUGUGCAGCUUAGUCCAAAUCUAGGCCAGCAGUCUACACACUGUGGUUACGGACACACUUUGAAGAAAUAAACGUGGCUCUUUUCAAUAAAAAACCUGCAUCCACUGUGACUCCCCAAAUACUUUCUUAGCUGAUAAAUUUAUCUUCACUUAAGAAAGACUGGUAACCCCUGGUCUAGGCCUGCUGGUAAUAGUGCAAUAUAGUAGCACUAAUUUGUAAAAGCUGUCAUUUUAAUGACAUGGAAUUCGACCAGAUUUGUAUUGUCAAGUAGCAAUCCGCCAUGUCAGGCAAUUUCUUUUCACUUCUUAUUCUUCUUUUAAUCGUCUUGAACUUUAACACAGCUGUGCCUAUUAAUUCCAGUUGUAGUGUUAUUUUGUUUUAAAUUCAUUCACAGUUUGCCAUGGCAGACACAACAGAGAAUCAGGAAAACACCAGCAGCCGUGCCAAUGAUGGAUCUGGUGACUGCCCGCCUAAUUCAAACCAGCCUAAUUCAAACCAAAGAAAUCCAGUUCUGGUAACUAAUGUCAUAGAACUCAUUUUUCAUAUCUUACUCUUUUUUUUUUUUUUCUUUCUUUUUUUUUAAUGAUAGGACUGAAGCUGAAUUUCAAGAUAGUUUUCAAAAAUUUCUAUGAUGCACAUUAUUUGAAAAAUACAUCUAGGUAAACUUGGUUAUUUUUUUAUUUCACAAUGAAUGUUGUUAUGCACUGCUAUCUGUAGGGAGAAAUUAAUCUCCUAUUUACAUGUAUGGCUCAUUCAUUUACAUGUAUGACUUGGAGUCACGCUUACGGACACCCUCUCCAUGGACAAACAUGUCACGAAUAUAUGCAGAUCAGCAUAUAACGAAAUUAGAAAAAUCAGCACCAUUAGACACCUCCUCUCCUUUGAUGCCACAAAAACUCUCGUCUCUUCACUCAUUCUUUCAAAAUUUGACUACUGUAACAUUCUUCUCUCAGGCAUUCCUCAACACCACAUAGAAAAACUUCAGAAGGCACAGAACUCAGCAUGCAGACUCAUUUUUAAAUUAAAGAAACAUGACCACAUUCAACCACACAUGCGGCAACUCCACUGGCUUCCAAUAUCCUCUCGCAUCAAAUACAAGUCUGCCAAUCUUUGCUUCAACUCGUUCACUGACCCUCACUUUCCUGUCUAUCUCUCUGAACUGUUGCUUCCUUACAUCCCCACAAGACAACUACGUUCUUCCAUUGACAGUAGAACCCUCUCAAUCCCAAGAACUAAAACUAAGACCAUCGGUGAACGCUCCUUCUGCUUCCAUGGGCCCACGUUCUGGAACCAGCUCCCCUUCCAUAUACGUCAUAGUGAAACCUCGUCCAUUUUCAAAAAGUCCCUUAAAACUCAUCUGUUUAGGUCCGCCUAUGACCUGUGAUGCACCCUCCUUGCCCUACCUCAUUUUCUGUUUCGGGUUGAUCCUGAAGUGUCAAAGUGUCCUCGUUUUAUAGCCAUUUUCAUUGUUUCUAUAGAAUAGUAGUUACUAUCCUAGUGUCUCAUUUGUAUUUACUUAGUUUACAUGUUUUAAUAAUUGUAAAGCGCUUAGAGCUUUAUGAUAAGCGCUAUAUAAAAAUGCCUAAAUAAAUAAAUAAAUUCCAAAACAGUGCAUAAUAAGACGAUACCAAAUGAUAAAAUAAUAACAGAAUACGACACUCAAAACAGGGCUAAUUACAAUUAAUAAGUUUUAUUAAGUUACUAAUAAAUCACAAAAUAAAAGAAAUAUAAUUAAAAUCAUUAACUUACAGAGUAUUGUGUUUCUUGUACCGGUACAAAAGUUGAUGAAAAUUACAAUGUGCCAAAAAAUAAGGUACAACGAUGAAAGGAAUUCACACAUAUAAGUAAACACAGCUCUAUCAAGAAUAACACUCACUAAAAAUAUAUUCUAGCCUGUCGUCCCAUAAAGUAAAAAUCUUUUCUCCAUAAAAAAUGCUCUCCGCCUUUUAUAGUCUGUUCUACUCAUGAAUCUGGAACUGCCUUACACAUUGUUUUCCUUUCCAGUUUAGUCCAGGUUAUUGCUAUAAAAUUAGACUAGAACAGACGAUUGAUUGGAUUUAGGUCAAGAGGCUAUGUUUAGCUAGCCACACCUUAAAUGCAGUUAUGACUUGCUUGUUGUCUGCUAGAAUUCACAGCACGGGGAAAUAUGACAUGAACACGUCAUCGACGUAAUAAUUUUAAUUAACAUUUUUUGACAGGCCCACAUGAUGCAACACAAGGUGGAAACAACUCUGUGGUUAACAAGAAUCUUCACAGUCAUCUGCUCAGUUUUGUUUUUACUCCCAAUAUUAGGGUCAGUCAGAGUUUUGUCAGUAACCAGUUUUAGUUGACUUUAUUUUAAUGCUUAAAAAGAGGGCGUCUGUGUAAAAAUUGAGAUUCAUAUUCUCUUAAAUGUGUUGUUUUGGUUAUUUUCAGGGGUAACCCGUACAGUUUUUAUCAUCGAGCUUUACUCUCAGCUGCGGCCACAAGCGCUUUACGCCUGCAUCAACGCUUGCCCAAUGUUCAGCUCAACAUGGCUUUCCUUCGUGAUCUGUUUGCCGAAGACGCCAGUCAUUACCUGAUGUAUUGUAUUAUAUUCCUCAAUACUUACCCAAUGACCAGUAUCCUUUUUUUGCAACUCUUUCUGUGGAUUUUAAGUUAAUUUAAUUUUUUUUAAAUAACUAUAACACGAUUUAAAAUAGGACAAAAACAGUUUGCGUUCCAAUUUAUAAUUGACAGUGAUCAUUUUUUCUGGCAGAUUAUAAGUAGAUAGAAUGAACAUUGGCCCUGACCCAAUCUGUCUUUACAUAUUGAACCGUAUCAGUUGACAUUAAUUUCCUCAUUGACAACUUUGAGGUGGCAUGAAAUAACACAGCAGCAUAUUGCUUUUUUUUUUUUUUUAAUUUUCAACCUAUAUUUUGAUCAAUAAGUGUGGGUUAGAGAAUUCUUGUCUAAGAAUAACAGGUUGAUGUUACUUCAGCUGGCAUUAGUUCAGUAGCAUCAAACGUACGGUCUAGUACCUCUGUAAGCUGCAGGCCUUAGUUUAAGUUGGAGAUAUUUCAAUAUUAAACUCCAUGUAAUGUUGUAAGAAAUACUUGACUAAUGUUUGCAUGUGACAAAGCUGUUUUUUCUUUGACCUGAACCCAGUGUCACUGAUUCCAGUGUUUCUGUUUGCCUUGUUACACGCCUGCUCAUUCACAAAAACUGUGCUCAAUGUGAGUCAUCAAUUACAAUUUAGCAGUUUACAUUUUUGCCCUGUUUUAAUUUUAAUUUUUUUUUUUCCUUGGAGCUUUGGUUACUUGUGUUCUAUAAGAUAUACAAGGUAUACAUGUACAGAACAAUGUAUACAUGUACAUUUAAAGUGUCAAAUAAUUCAAGAAAAAGACACAUUUAAAACAUUGCUUACAUUUUGGUGAUUUUUGUCCUGUCUUUCUGUCAUAUUUACCAUAAUUAUCAUGUUUUGCUUUGGCAUUUAUCACUUUUUUAACACACCUAAGACACAUUUUUCUAUUUGGAUUAUUGACUAUUAGGGAUUUUUUUUUUUUAUCAUUCAUUAAAAAAUGGUAUAACCUGGUCUUACUUUCAUUUCUCUCAUGGUAUCACCUGAUAUAGCUGUCAAUAUUUUAUGAUAUAACUGUAAAUUCUGGUUGAUCAUGUUCGUCCUUCAACUCUUGUUUAAAAUGAAUACUGCUGCUGAUUUUUUAAAAAUAUUGGUGCCGGUUAAAUUGUACAAAUCUCUUUUGCUAUCUGUCCCCACAGCUGAUGGGUCCACAAUCUCUGAUGUUUGUACGAGGGAUGAUUACAAAGCUUGAAGCCCAACAAGUCAACAUCCUAAGGUUCAUUGCUAGUACAGAAAUUUUCCUGAUGCCAGCCAUUGUCAUUCUCAUUUUUAGGUAAGCUUCGUAACAGUAAAAUUAUGCCUGCUGACAUAACAAGUGAACCCGAUUUUAUUUUUAACUUUUCAAGUGCCUAGCUGGUCAAUAAUGGUUUGAGACGAAGAGAAGUCUGAAAAAUUGUUAAAAUUUACUUUUAACCAUAAAAUUUGAGUGAAAUUAAAUAUUCAUUAAACCUUUCAAGGUGCUUGAGAAUAUAUGAUAUUUUCAUUUCAGCGGGAAAGCUACCAUUUUCCUACCGUUUAUAUAUUACCGGUUCUUGGCGUUGAGGUACACUUCACGGAGGAAUCCCUAUAACCGGUAGGAGGCUACUUCAUUUCCUUUUUUUUUUUUUUUUUUUUUUUUGGUUAUUUUUAGUCCCCUUUUUAAAUGAGCCUCAUAGGUAUGACUGGCAUUGUUGUAAGACAGCAUGAACAAAUCACAUUUAAUAUGUUUGAAAGCUAGUAAGUUAAACAUUCAAACAUCUUAUAUCUUAUGCUAGACACUUGGUGUCACUGGAUGUCAGGUCCAUGGUUUGUUUUAUUAAGCCUGGGUAGUUUGAAUGACUUCCUUCAGAUAACUGCAAAAAACCGAGCAAUUGCUGGUUUGAAAUGUUCGCUGUUUGGUCUCAGUGACACAAAACAAUGUAUUCUAUUUGAAACUAACCAAAACUAAUUGGUAUAGGAAAUAUAAGAAGGUGCAGGAAAAUGUGAAAAAGGACAACACAAAAACGCGGGUGUUUCCGCCAAAAAACCUACGACAGCAAAGAAACAGACAACGGCUCUGUCUUAAUGCUUCAACCUGUACGCAUUCCUCCAUGUAUAUCUCUCUGCCACCACUUCUUAUAUUCUGUAACAACUGCCAAUACAAAUCAUUGUCUUAUGAGAACUAUUUGAUUCCCCCCAGGUAUCUGUUUGCCGAGUUCCGUCAGGCCACAGAAUACCUGUGUACAAAACCCCAGUGUCCACAGAUUGUGAGAAACCUCCUUCACAAAGGUAUAUGGUUCGUCUCCAGAUUGGGACCUGAAGUCCAAGCAUCCUAACCUCGUAGAUGCAUUCCUUCGGUAUUUAUAAUGGUUCACCUCUUGACACAUCACAAAGAGUUUAAGUGAAAUGUGUUACUUAGUGAGUUCAACGUUACGUUUGUUUUUAUCUUUUUAAAGUGCUGUGAGAGAACAAAGAUAAAAUGUUAAUUUGUGUUUUUAUUUUAAAUGUUUGUGUGGUUGCUAGGGGUUUAAAUCAAAACUUCUAGAAAGCUGUGUCCCAUUGCUUACAAUUCAAAACCUUGAAAAUGUUAAUUUAGGAAUAUCUUAGAGCAGUAGUUUUCAUGAGACUGAAGUCGGUUUAUUUACCUCACUUUGGCAUGGGUCAGUAAACGUCUGGUAUGCUCAUUGUUUCCUUGUAGCUAUCUUAACACUAUCGUCUUGUGAGUCUGAAGCUGAGAUCUGCUAUCUCCUAGAAUAUUAUGCAAUUCACUUGCCUGAAAUACUACCUUAGAGAUUUUUUAAUCAGUUUUCUGUAAAGGGAAUAUUAUUGAGUACCAAAAUUGUAUUUAUCCAAGACAGGAUGUCAGAUUUUACGAAUAAAAGAUGUUCUCCUGGCUGUCUCACUUGUUUGUGUCUUUUUAAGCGGGGUUGGAGGUGUGAGGGGGGGGGGAGUUGUGAGUGCCGGGGUGGAGUUGUGAGGGUUGUCAUGUUGGUAAAAUAUGAUAAUUGAUGUGGAGAUUUCCAAACUGAAAGUUUGUUAUGUGUACAAUAAUUGUUUUCAAUACAAAGGGACUGAUAAGGUAGAAGGUGUAUUGACAUGGUAAAUGUGUGUAUUGAUAUGAUAAAAGUGUGUAUGAUAUGGUAAUAAAUAAAAUGGUAGAAGUGUGUAUUGAUGUUAUCAUCAUGUUCUUGAAAGUUGUUUUUAUAUUCUGAAUAUUUAAAUUUCUCUUUCAUUGCAUAAGUGUUACUAAUGCACAGUAGAAUAUAUUUCUGUUCAGCACUAAUUUAUGAACUACUCAUGUGAAAACUUGGUUUCAAACAUUACAUUAUUUUAAUGCAUUUGGUUUAUUUCAAUGUUCUCAGAUGCAAAUGAGGCUGAGUGCUUUUAGUUGCAGCUCAGAUGUUCUUUUUUUUUUUUUAAACAUUAGCUCUGUUAUGUUUCAUGCAAAUGGUUCUAUUACAUGCAUUGAAGUUGCACAUAUUGUAACCAUGGCUCUUGUAUUUAAUAAAAUUGAUUUGUGUUGUCCAGGCCAGGGCAUAUAUAAACAGUGAUCUUUUAAAUGUUUGCUUGAACAUAUUAAGCAGUCAUUGUUGUGAACAUUUCAUGUUCACCUGCCACUUCUUUCUUGAUUUUUGUAAAUUGUGGUUUUCUAAUUAUACAAUGUUGUACUCUUGAGAUAUUGAGUCAUCUAGUAUCGUAUGGGGAACUUUAAAGUUCAAAGUAUCUACCUGUAACUCUGUCUACCUGGAAUUCGGUUGGCUGUCUUCCCAGUCAAUGAUUAUUUUAAAAGUGUAGUUAUACUGUAAACUAGGAUGAUAGCUGGGUUUUUUUUAAUUGAAAAUAGUAUUUUUAACCAUUUCACAUACGUGUACUUGGGGACACUGGCCAACUAUUUAAAUCGACUUCAAUUUUAUUUGUUUACAAACUAUAAAGAGACAGCGGCAACUGCAGUCAAGCAUUUUAGUUGAUCACUAUGGUUACCGUAGAACAAAUCUGUAUUUCUUGUGAGCUGGGAAUAGAACACAUGAUAGUUGCUUUAAGGGUCUUAGAAUUUUUCCUUUUUAUUUAAGUUAAAUGUUUAAAUGUCUUUAAAUUAAAAUGGCUAAAACAUGAUGAAUUAAAGACGAGAUUGAAUUAAAGACGAGAUUGAAUUAAAGACGAGAUUGAAUUAAAGACGAGAUGCUUUGACAGGGACUUUUUCAUUUACAUCAGGACUGCUCAUUCUUUGAUUCAUCUGGGUCGUCUGUGACAGGAGAAUAGAUAUUUUUUAAAAGAUGUGUUAAAUUCAACAUGAAACAGUUCUAUGUAAGAAAGUGUUUGUGAAGAUUUUGCUUGAUUUUUACUACAGUUUGGGGUCAAGUCAAUUUUGAAUAAUUUUACAUUAUUAUUAAACUUUUAUCCCAUUGGUCACAGAGUUAACAAUUGUACUAUUUUAGAGCAGUGUUAGUUUGACGUCAUGUCCCCUGUGUUCACCCAGUUGUGUGUGUCAAUAUGGUGUCUUAAAGAGAUAAGAUGAGCUGAUGAAGGCAGCAUCAAGUAGACUUGUCAAUAGGAAAUGCACCUCAUUCUUGACAUAAGCAAUGUAUCUUUCUUACAAGUCAAAGGUCCAUUUUGGUGAGAUUGACAUAAUUUCAUGAUGUUAUAAAUAAUUGUACAAAGAACAAAUACAUGUGUGCCACGGUUUCUUGAAAAUUGUAUUUUAAAGAGAUAGCCAACAGCAAUAUGUGCUAAAGAAAGGAUCCUAUGAUUUCAUCUUCAAUCAUUGGUUGUAAGCUUACUAUUUAGACAUGCAUGGAAGCAGCUCUCUAAUUUGAGCACUGGUAUGCUCCUGUGCUGAACCUAUGAGCACUAGUAUGUGCCUGUGUUGUACAAUGUAUGAGCACUGUUAUGCUCCUGUGUACAAUCUAUCAGCACCAAAUGAAUGCUGCAUCAAGUAGUUUUGAGUUGCUAUAAAAGGAGGAAUAAAUUUAUUUCUGGACUAAAUUAAAAUGCCUCAUAGAAAGAUGGUAGAUGUUUGAUCAUUUCUUAGAAUGGCAUUGAAGAGUUGUAUUGUUGGAGCUGCAUGCACUCCAUGAGUGCACGGCUGUAACAGGAAUGUUUUGUCUUUGUGUCAGUAGCUGGUUCUUAUUGCUGUUCCUUUGGUUUUUUUUACUUUGUAAAGCUUAAUCAGACAUUGUUCCUAAUUUUUUUUUUACAUGUGUGACAUAUACUGAGAUAGCAUGGUUUUGGUCAAUUCAAAUUUUGGAAAUUCAAACAUUGCUUGGCUUGUGCCUUAUUUAUUAUAUUUUGUUAGUCCACCUAAUUUGGCUAAAAUUAUGAAUUUACAUAUCUGAAAUUACAAAAUCUACAGGGAAAUGAUUCCAUAGAAUCUUUAAAACAAAAGUAACAGUUCUGUGAUGCGAACAGAUUUUAUUUUUUAACUUUUAUUUAUUUGGAAACCAAAUUAUUAUCAUUUAAUGCCAUCAGUGUUUCUCAAAAAGAAAAUAAUGGGAUCAGCUCAUUUAGAUGAAAGCAUGUGACAGAUUUAAAAUUUAGAUCGGAGCGUGUGACAGAUUUAAAAUUUAGAUGAGAGCAUGUGACAGGUUUAAAAUUUAGAUGGGAGCAUGUGACAGCUGAACUUAUCAAUUUCUCUGUUUAAAAGGAAAUAGAAAAUAUUUGGGCGCUAUCGAUUGUGUGAAAAUUUUGACUUUGUAAACAAGUUUUUCCUAUCGUCUGGUAGAUUUUUACAUGGGUGCAAUGUAUUUGAGAAACACUGCGCUAUUCUUAACUCCUGUAGAUGUUUUACAAAUGUAAUUCUUUAUUACCCUGUAUUUGUUGUUCAUUUCACUCAGACUUUUACCAUUAAACGUAACCUAGCUCUAUAUAACUCAAGUCUUUCUGAAUCUUCCUUAUCCUUUAUUAAAAAAAUAUGUAUCUGUGAUGCAGAAUUAUUGAACACAAAACCUGAGUCAAAGUUUCAGAACAAAACCAUCCCUCCAUGAGUAUGCUACCCUCCAGUAAUAAUAUUUGACGGCUAUUUAUUAAGUCGAGAAAAUAA
Lymnaea stagnalis (great pond snail) is the source of this 12425-nucleotide messenger RNA. Lineage: Eukaryota; Metazoa; Mollusca; Gastropoda; Lymnaeidae. The record is from the annotation of a GenBank genome assembly.